Myzus persicae (green peach aphid) is the source of this 897-nucleotide messenger RNA. RefSeq names its product zinc finger BED domain-containing protein 5-like. The record is from RefSeq and is a predicted model, not a curated record. The coding region runs from base 1 to 897 and encodes 298 amino acids. Lineage: Eukaryota; Metazoa; Arthropoda; Insecta; Hemiptera; Aphididae. The transcript has a single exon.
AUGGAAAGUUGGUUGAAAAGUGGGUCUAUUAAUAAGACGCCUGCUACGGAGUCAUCUUGUUCUAAUAUAGAAGAAAGCAUAACCAACGAAAACGGAGCUAGCAACGUAUCAGAAACACUUGUCUCUCGUAUUAAAUACACAAAAUUCGCACUACAAAUAGACAAAUCAACCGAUAUUGCUGGUCUUGCUGUACUAUUGGUGUUCGUUCGUUACGUAAACAUGAACUCUUUUGAAGAAGAUCUUUUAUUUUGUAAACCACUUCUAUCUAAUACGACAGGGGUUCAAAUAUUCGGUUUAUUGGAUGAUUUCUUAACAGAAAAUCAGAUUCCAUGGACAAACUGUAUCGAUGUGUGUACUGAUGGUGCUAGGGAAAUGACAGGUGCAACAGCUGGAGCAAUAGCUAAAAUAAAGGAGAAAUCAAAUGAAACUACUAGUAGUCAUUGCAUACUUCAUAGACAUGCUCUAGCAAUGAAAAAUAUUCCUCUUUGUCUAAAAAACGUAUUGGAUGAAGCCAUAAAAAUAGUCAACUUCAUCAAGUCACGUCAUCUGAAAUCUAGACUUUUUAAAAUCUUGUGUGACGACUUGGGAAGUAUUCAUAAUACGUUACUUUUCCAUACAGAAAUCAGGUGGUUAUCUCGAGGUAAAGUAUUAACACGGUUAAUGGAAUUAAGGGCUGAAGUUUCUUCAUUUCUAAUGGACCACAACGUUACAUUAGCUGAAACUAUGAAUGACGUGACUUGGCUUUGUCAGCUAUCGUACUUGGCAGACAUUUUUAACAAAAUGAACGAGUUGAGUCUUUCUUUACAAGGAAGAACUUUGACAAUUUUUGAUGCGAGCUCCAGAGUAUGUGCAUUGAAAAGAAAAAUUGAUUAUUGGCAGUGUUGGGUAGUAACGUAA